This is a messenger RNA of Phalacrocorax carbo (great cormorant), 3988 nucleotides long. Lineage: Eukaryota; Metazoa; Chordata; Aves; Suliformes; Phalacrocoracidae. The record is from RefSeq and is a predicted model, not a curated record.
GCGGUCGGCCGGGCGCCGCUGCAGGCUGGCCCCCUGCGGCUGCCUGCGGGGCGGCGGCGGCGGCGGCGGCGGGCGGGCUGCCGGGAUGAUCCGGUUCCGGAGCUCCAGCAUCAGGUCGCUGAGCCCGGAGAUGAAAUGCACCGUGCGGCUGCUGGACGACUCCGAGAUCUCCUGUCACAUCCAGAGGGAAACUAAAGGUCAGUUCCUUAUAGAUCACAUCUGCAACUAUUACAGCUUGCUGGAAAAAGACUAUUUUGGCGUUCGAUAUGUUGACCCUGAGAAGCAGAGGCACUGGCUUGAGCCCAACAAGUCCAUCUUCAAGCAAAUGAAAUCUCACCCACCAUAUACCAUGUGCUUUAGAGUGAAAUUCUACCCACAUGAACCCUUGAAGAUUAAAGAAGAGCUCACCAGAUACCUCUUAUAUCUACAAAUAAAAAGGGACAUUUUCCAUGGCCGUUUGCUGUGUUCUUUUUCUGAUGCUGCCUACCUGGGUGCCUGUAUUGUCCAAGCUGAGCUUGGUGAUUAUGAUCCUGAUGAGCACCCAGAGAAUUACAUCAGUGACUUCAAGAUUUUUCCCAAGCAGUCACAAAAGCUAGAGAAGAAAAUAGCUGAAAUGCAUAAAAAUGAAUUCAGAGGCCAGAGCCCAGCUGUUGCUGAAUUUAACUUGCUCCUGAAAGCAUAUUCUUUGGAAACUUAUGGUGUUGAUCCUCAUCCUUGCAAGGACUCAACGGGGAUGACUACAUUUUUAGGAUUCACAGCUGCAGGAUUUGUAGUUUUCCAGGGGAAUAAAAGAAUUCAUUUGUUAAAAUGGUGUGAUGUCUAUAAACUGAAAUUUGAAGGGAAGACCUUUUAUGUGUUUGGAUCUCAGAAAGAGAAAAAGGCUGUGCUGUCAUUCCAUACCUCUACACCAGCAGCCUGCAAGCAUCUUUGGAAAUGUGGGGUGGAGAACCAGGCUUUUUACAAGUAUGCAAAAUCCAGUCAGAUCAAGACCAUGUCCAGCAGCAAGAUAUUUUUUAAAGGCAGUAGAUUUCGAUAUAGUGGAAAAGUAGCCAAAGAGGUUGUGGAAGCAAGCUCUAAAAUCCAGAGGGAACCUCCUGAAGUUCACAGAACCAGCAUUACCCAGAGUCGCAGCUCUCCCUCAUUGAACAAGCAACUCAUAAUCAACAUGGAACCUCUGCAACCCCUCCUUCCUUCUCCCUGUGAGGAGGAAGAGGUUCCUUUAGAUGAAGGUAUUCAGCUGCCAAAGGAAGAUGAGAUUUCAGUACCUGUGACUUCAAGCUCCCCAGUUAAGGACAUCGGGGAGAAUGUUGAUCUUGCCAUUGAACAGGAAGAGAAGAUGAAAGAGGAACCUUUAACCAUCUCAGAACUGGUGUACAAUCCUAGUGCCAGCUUGCUGCCCACCCCUGUUGAUGAUGAGAUUGAUAUGCUCUUUGAUACCUGUCCAAGAGUAGAGAAUGAGAAAGAUGACACAGAUUCAUUUGAGGAACUGGAAGCAGAUGAAAAUGCAUUUUUGAUUGCAGAGGAAGAAGAACUGAAAGAAGCUCGGAGGGCGCUUAGGUGGAGCUAUGACUUUCUAAUGGGUAACAUGGAGGUGAAUGCCUUUGUGAAGAGUUUCUCCAGACUUCUUCUUGUAGGCCUUGGACUGUUGUUGUUUGUGUUCCCUCUUCUCCUUGUUCUCUUGGAGUCGGACCUUCAAAUCUCUUUUCUCCAUGAAAUCCGUCAGACACCGGAAUUUCAGCAGUUUCAUAUUGAAUAUUACUGCCCCCUUAGACAGUGGGUGGCUUGCAAAAUAAACUUCAUUCGUGACAUGCUGGGCAGCUUUUAAAUUUUAAAUAAAUAUGAUACAACUAAGGGCUAUAUUCAAAAUUUCAGUUAGUGCCAGCUUUCCAUAAUGCCCAUGGGGCCAUCAGUCAGCAUCUGUCUUCAUAUCCAGUUCAUUACAGACACUUCAGGUUCUCAAGUUCCCUUUACAUACUUAAAUUGCCCCUUUAUUUACGGGCUUAUACAGUCACCUUUCAGUAACCAAAAACAAGCUUUAUGUAAAUUGCAUUUCAGACUUCCUGCUCAUCUAUUACAUUCUAUAAGAUGGGGUCACAAUAAGUUUAAUUGUCCUUAACCUUUCAAUCCAUGACACUAAACCCAAUGAAACUGAAAGAAAAACCUUUUUGAAUAUACUCCUUAGUGCAGCAAUCUCUUCUAACCAAUGCCUAUACAAGCAAUGUUUAUGCUGGGUUUUUGGUUUUGGUUUGUUUUUCUGUUUGUUUGGUUUUUUACAUUUUUAUGUGUUUAAAAUAUUUUGGUAAAUUUUUAGCAAAAGACAACUUCCGAUGUUAUUUAAAUGUACAAAUUGGUAAGAAUAAUGCACAAGGGCAUGUAGGGUGUUUUUAGGGUUUUAGCCAUGAUUUGUUUUUAAACUACUGGCUGGAGAAUGAAUGAGUUUAAUAUAGCUCUAUACAGAGGGACUGUGGUUUGGGAAAUAUAUAGAAAGUUCACUCAAGUUCAGUAGGGGCUGCGUGGGGGAGGUGAAAGGACACCAAGUACACAGAAGAAUUUCUGAAAGGCACAGUUGUAAAGCUUGGGGAAGUGAGCAGAACUGAAAGUAAUGAUCCUUCCUCUUACCUGUCAGGUUGUCUUACACUUUAUCAGUGCCGUAGAAAGUCUCUACAAGAUCGUCCAAGUAUGUUUUGGAAGAGAGUGAGUCUUCAGUCUAAAUGUAGAUUAUUGUACAUAAGAUGGAAGAAGAUAAUAGUAAGUAGCAAAAAAAUAAAAAAGAAAAAAGAAAAAAAAAAGCCAAAACCCUAGCUAAAUCGGUAGGUGAGUGACCUACUUUAAAAAUUAUAGAGCAGAAUUUAUUCCUUUUUAAACGCAAAGCAUUAGGCUGCACAGUUGACAUGAAAGUAUUCUACUGACUCACAGUUAAAGGCUUAAACACUUCAAGAGACGCAUCUUCAUCCUUGAUGCUCAUUGUUAGUAAUCUCUAAGACAGCGUAUUUUCUGUGCAUACUAAUAUGCUUCCUUUUACAUAUAGCAGCAUACUUACCCUCUUUCCCUGUUAUUACGAGCCCAGUUACAUGAUCUAAUGCUGUUUCAUGUAACUUGGAUUUGUAUAUCUAAAGAUAUUCCAAUGUAGCUUAGAGCAUAUACUUAAGUAAAAUCUUGUCAAUGCUGAGAACAUUUGAAGGCCCUCAAAUGUUACCACAGAGGUUGUAUUUAAGAGGAGAAAGUUUCUGUUCUUUCCCCUGCCCCAAUCUUAGUGCAGAUGUAUUUCAUAUUUAAACUAGGGAACUCUAAUUUUGGCCUCAGAGUCUUCUCCUGCUUAGAGAUUUAUGAAUCGGAGACAUAUUUGAGGCUGUUUUAUUAGAUGUGCAUUUAACGCGUUGUAACCACAUCUCUAAUUCCUACUGAAUAAAUUCCUUUAGUUUCGAUAUCAGCGAAUCAGUUCUGCUUGGUUUUCUCAUGUAAGCCUUUGCAAAUGUCUAGUUUGAAAAUGGCAAUUUCCUUAGAGGAUUUCUCCUUCCCUUCUAAUCUUCUCCAGUUUUUAAAGGACAAAUGUUACAGGGUUUAGGAGUUCCUUUUCUCAGUUGAAAACUUUUGGAUUGCUAUUCAUUUCCCAACCAACAAAGGCUAAUUUAAUCAACGGCCUUUUUUCUCUUGUCUUUGUUUGUCCUUGCUGAUCUGUUCCCCAGAAGAAUCAUUACUGAUUAGUUACUUGAUGUGUAUUUCUUCUUGUGCUACUUGCAACUAAAUGAUCCUUUCCCAUGAGGUCAUAACCAUUCAGCCUAACAGAAGUGGAGAGUGGACAAAAGUAGACAUUUGGCCUUAAUGGGAGAUUACUCACUUGUAUUGUUUCUAAAGAAAGGUGUUGGAAAAGGUGUUUGGAGUGGUGAAGGCUGUGAGAGCUGGCAUCCUGCUGGACUAUGGAGUCAUGGUUCCACACAGACUCCUUUGUAAGUCUGAUAAUUAUUUAAAAAAAAAAAAAAAAAAAAGA